ACGUCAGACGGUUGAGUUAACUCAAAUUUAAAUUGAUCUGCUUAUAAACAUUUUUGUAUAAAACAAAAUAAUUUUCAAUUAACCAUUGUUAUGAUUUUAUCACAGCAAUGAAAACGAAUGUUUUAAUUAUUUCUAGUGAUAGUGAGGACACUAUAAUAGAAUCUACUGAGGAAGUAUCAAAAAAGGAAAUUCCACAAACAUUCGAAGAGGAUGAUAAUUUUCGUCGACUGUACAAUAAAUAUUUGGGUGAAAAAAAAUCCAAAACAAGUGAAGAAACAUUAAACCAGAAAAGUCAACAGAAUUUGUAUGAAGUACAAUCAGUUAAUAAGUCCAAUAAACACAAUUAUGAAUUGCAAUCAAAACGUAUUAUGUCCGAGAAUUUGGACCAGAGCAAUUCUUGCUAUAACGAAUCUUUAUCAUGUCAUACCAAUAAAAAAAGGUUUAAACCUGCAUCAGAAGAUGAUGUGAUGUAUUCGUUGCUAAAUUCAAAAGACAAGGCCUCUAAAAUGAGUGUGGAUAAAAAAACUAAGGAGCAAGAGAAACUAGAAAAGGUAACAUUGCAACAAGAAAAAUUAAAAUUGAGGCAGCAAAAAAAGGAAGAAGAACAAAGAAAUAAAGCAAUAAAAGAAGCCCUUGCAAAUCAUUAUAAAAACAUUAAGCCAGAAAACUGCAUUAAGUUCAUAAAAGUACAAAUUGAUGAAACAUUAGCUAAUGAGGACUUUGCUAAGAAUAUAAUUGGUGAGCUUCAACAAAAUGGAAUUUCUUAUAUGACCACAUCUCAAGAUAUAUCUUCAAUAAUCACAUGGAAAACACAGUUGGAUAGCCACAUCCUCGAUAUUGACGGACAGUUGAUAGAUACUUCCAAUGGUACACAAAUUGAUGAAGUACUACUUAUUCUAAAGUGGAACGAUCUUUUAAUACAUAUACAUAAUGAGACUUUCCUUUCCUAUGUGAAAAAUAUUACUGUAAAUUUGAAGGGAAGAAAAAUUAUUCUGGCCAUUUAUGGAUUAGGAAAAUAUUAUCAAUAUCAGAAGCGGAAUAAAAAUCGUGAAUUUAAAGAAGACAUAUCUGGCAAAGCAUCGAACAACAGGGAUCAAAGAAUAUACGGAAAUGUUCCGACCGUUUCAAGAAGAGCAGUUGAGUAUGCUCUUACAGAAAUUCAAUUGUUAUACUCAAUUUCUCAUAGAAUGUUUGAGACAGAACAAGAUAUAGCUUUGUUCGUUUUCCAAUUAACUAAAUCGAUUGCGCAAAUGCCCUACAAGAAGAGGAAACAAGAAGAAUUUAUCCAAUCUAGAUGGUUUCUAUCUGAAGAUAAUAAAAAUUGUAUAAGAGUUGAUAAAAAUGGAAAUGGAUUAUUAAGACUUUGGAAACAGAUUAUAACAAUUUUUCCAUUGGCAUCACUUGAGACAGCAGAAGCUAUAUCAGCCGUUUAUCCAACUCCAUUAAGCCUUUUCCAGGCUUACGAAAACACAAGUACAGCUGAAGGUGAAAAAUUACUACAAGAUAUUUCCAUAAGAAGAGCUGCAGGUCCUGUAAGCACUAUGAGAAAAAUAGGACCUGAGUUGAGUAAGAAAAUGUACUAUUUUUUCACUUCUAUUGAUCCAGAUCAACUGCUAUGAUAAUGCAUAUACAUUAUUUUGUUAGUCAAGGGAAAUUGAUAAACAAAGAAAUGUUUAACAAAUAAUUUUGUAUGUUUCUACUGACUUUCAACCAAAAGGCAACCAAUACUCCUAUUAUAUCCUGUAUAUAUGUAUAAAAAUACUAAUUAUAGAGUUAAUUGAGCUCCAGGUAUUUUCUCAGGUUACCGCAUAAUAUGUUACAAAUCUCCCAUUUGGUUAUGCUCCUGAUAUUUAUAUAAAAACAUAUUUAUGAAAAUAAAAUUUAUUUCAUCA
Harmonia axyridis is the source of this 1892-nucleotide messenger RNA. It is a transcript of the gene mms4, whose product is annotated as crossover junction endonuclease EME1. Gene Ontology annotation, biological process: mitotic intra-S DNA damage checkpoint signaling; resolution of meiotic recombination intermediates; double-strand break repair. Lineage: Eukaryota; Metazoa; Arthropoda; Insecta; Coleoptera; Coccinellidae. The transcript has 7 exons. Gene Ontology annotation, molecular function: nuclease activity; DNA binding. Bases 108 to 1619 code for a protein of 503 amino acids. Gene Ontology annotation, cellular component: Holliday junction resolvase complex; nucleus. The record is from RefSeq and is a predicted model, not a curated record.